CCUGAAAAAGCACCUUUGGGAUUAGAAAUAACGUGAUGUGCUCACAGCAGUCUUAUCUGAAAGUACGCAACCUAUCAUAGACCCAUUAACUUAGCAUGCAUUCAUAGGAUCAAAAUGACAUGCCACAUACAAAGCAUGUAUUCGAGUAUGUUGCCCCCCCUCAACCCAAUAUACAGCAAGAAGGCACAAUGACAGGUAAUAGAGUUGUGUAAAAGUCACAAAAUUAAGUCACUGAGAAUAACGCUUGACAUACAGGGCAAUGUUAUAAAUGUCAUAUUCAAGUUGUCCUUCGCUUACAGCUACUUGUUUAGCCACCAUUCACAGUUACAAUGAUGCUCAAAAAAGUAAGUUCUGAGCAGUCCUUGCACUUAUAACCAUUGCAGCAUCCCCACAGUCAGGCAAUCAAAAUGUGAGCAAUUGGCUUUUAUUUUUGACGGUGGAUCACCAUUAGUGACCUUCCCCACCUCUCCCGACAAGCAAAGUCAAUGGGAGAAACUGGAUUCCUCUUAACGACUGCGUGAUUCAUUUAACUGCAGUGGUUUGCUUAGCAACCAAAGGGCAAAAAAAAAAAAAGCUUACAAAUUUGGGCGCCUCACUUAACAACUGCUUUGCUUAGCAAUGGAAAUUUCGGUCCCAAUUUUGGUUGUAAAUCAAAGACCGUCUGUAUACUUAGCAGCAUAGAAGUAGCAAUUUGUAAACCUGCAGGAUAACUGCUUAAUGUUGUCACUGCAGGUUUAUAGUGCCUUUGUGGAAAGGGGAAGAAGAAGGAAAAAUUCAGAGGCAUCUAGCAUGCACUCUGCUUGUGCUCAGGAGAACACUUGAAUGUUAGUUCCCCAAACUCAUACUUGGUCAUCUAAUGCACCCAGAUACCUACUCCCCACAGCUCAGAGUACGCUGGAGGGAUGCCUCCCACCACACACAUCACCUCAGUGGAGGCUGGUGACCUAGUGCAAAAUACACACAAUGCCUCACAAUGUGCUGGCAUCACCCAGACUGUCCCCAUCACUACGUAUCUCUGUCUCAGCCCGAUGUGCCUCUCCGUUGCUUUAACCAGCCUCUUUCGUUUGCUGUUUUCUUUCUUUCUUUUUUUUUCUGCUUUCCCUCCAAUGGUUUCUCCCUAUGACAUAAUAACAGCAUGCUAGCAUCUCUCUCCUAUACAGCAAAAUACCCCUCGACAUAAAACGCCAUUUCGCAGGAUCUUCUCCGGCUGGUGCCACCACCAACCCACUGCUGGGUGGGGGGGGACAAAAGGAGAAGCUGUCUCUCACCUCCCCCAGUGGGUGACACCUUUGGAAAACAGACUCUUUCGGUGGUGUGCUUGCAAGCUGUUUUUCCACUAGUUCUUCACUAUUUUGACAGCCGUGAUCUGGAAGUUCCAUCUCUGCGAAGAUUUCCCAACAUAUCAUAGUCUGCUGAAUAUCCAAUCUUCAUCUUCCAAUUGUGUCCUCCACAAUCUCACUGGCACAAUUUUUGAACAUUUCUUCAUAUAUUAUCCCCAUAUGCUUUCUUAAAAUUCUUAGAAGUUGUUCAGAAAUUGCCUCAGAUGUUCCUGUAUCUUCUUUGAAACCUCUCUUGAAGUGCAUCUAUUCUCCUUUUCUGAAGAGGGGGCAUCCAAGAUACAGCAUUUCAGAAGAAACCCAAAGGAACUUCCACCAGCUUAAUUCGCAGGAAUCUCAAGAGCUUUCCAGACGUUGCUAAGACAAUCUUCCUUAAUCUACUCUGUAUCCAGGUUCCUCCAUCACAUUCAUCCAGGCAAAAGAAAAUUCUCUCUUCCUCUCAUUUCUCAAAAGAACUUGUAUUCCAGAUCCUGCCUACUGGAAGAGGAAAUUAGAUACAGUAGGCAAGGCAUCCAUAAUCACCACUGCCUCUGUUGCUUGCAUUUGUAACAACUGGCGUCGUUUCUUACCGCCAAGCUGGAGUCACUUAAGCGCUGGAAUGAAGAGAGGAUGGUCUGGUGUGAGAAAGGUGUCCAGAUUCUACUCACAACUGUGGGGGCCUUUGCUGCCUUUGGUCUCAUGAUUAUCGCCAUUGGCACAGAUUACUGGCUAUAUGCUCGUGCCUUCAUUUGCAAUACCACUAAUAUCUCUACUGAGGAAACACCCCAGAAAGACAAGAAAGAUCCUGGGGGACUCACCCAUUCAGGUCUUUGGCGGAUAUGCUGUUUAGAAGGGUUGAAGCGAGGGGUGUGUGUGAAAAUCAACCAUUUUCCAGAGGACACAGACUAUGAUCACGACAGUGCGGAAUACCUCCUACGAGUGGUACGAGCCUCAAGCAUCUUUCCUAUCCUAAGUGCUCUUUUGCUGUUGCUGGGUGGGUUCUGCGUAGCUGCCAGCCGUGUCUACAAGUCGAAGCGCAACAUUAUUCUAGGUGCUGGCAUCCUGUUUGUUGCUGCAGGCCUCAGUAACAUCAUCGGUGUCAUCGUCUACAUCUCAGCCAAUACUGGUGAUCCCGGCACAAGACGUGACGAUGAGAAGAAGAGCCACUAUUCUUAUGGCUGGUCCUUUUAUUUUGGUGGCCUUUCCUUCAUCCUGGCUGAGAUGAUUGGCGUGCUGGCGGUUAACAUAUACAUUGAGAAAAACCGCGAAGCCCAUUGCAAAAGCCGCACAGAACUCUUGAAGAACCCUUCUUCCUCCUCCUCAGCCAUCUUACGCCUGCCCAGUUACCGUUUCCGAUACCGCCGCCGGUCACGUUCCAGCUCCCGCUCCACCGAGCCCUCCCAGUCUCGAGAAACCUCCCCCGUUGGCCUGAAGGGCUUCCCUUCCACCGACAUCUCUAUGUACACACUGUCUAGGGACCCAUCCAAGGCCAACGUCAGUUCCCUCUACGGCGGUGCCAGUGAGACCGCCUCCACAGGGGCAACAACCUCCGGGGUGACCGGGACUGGUGGCGGAUUCUUACAGUUGCACAACACCUUCCCCAAAGAUCCUGGAGUGACAGUCACUGUGACUGGGCCUGGGGUAGCAGGAGCCACUGGUACCCUGGGUAAAGAUGCCUCCUCCAACACCAACACACUCAACAGGAAGACCACGCCAGUGUAGGGAUGGACUUGAGAGAGGAGAGGGCAUGGGAAGGAGAAAAGGGGAAGAAAAAAAAUACUGUUCAGAGGACAUCAGGCAAGUCAGAAUGUUGAGAAGCGAGAAAUCAAUCCAUCCAGUGAGCAUUUUUCUUGCUUGCUUUGCUUUGCUUUGCUCCUUCAUCCCCUCCCCUCCCUCCUCUCUUUUCUAUUCCUCCCCCUCUUCCCUCCUCUCUUUCCUUUCCAUCCCUUUCUCUCUCCUCCCCUCCUUUAUCACCUUCUCUCCCCUCCCCUCCUUCCUCUCCUUUCCCCUCCUCUCCCUCUCCUUCCCCUCUCAAUCCAUUCAACCAAAACCAAUCAAACACCUAACCAGGAAUUCACCUCCUCUGAUUGACCCAACCACAGGAUCCAAAAUCACAAUUUUAUUGGAACAGAGAUGAAGGAGUCAGGCUAUGCUCACCAAGGGGCUUUCAGGAAAGGGGUGCACCAGUUCUUAUUACCCAGAUCAAAAGAAAUUACUCAAACAUCACAGUCCUUUCGAGCGGGCACAUUGAGGAGAACCAGAAUUGAUCCUGGACUACCCAAAAGCAAUGCUGUGAUUAUUUACUCUGUAGUCGUGGGGAAGAAAGGCAAUUCUUCUUACACACUAGGUGAAGAGGUCUCCUACUGCCUGCCAAGGGACAAAUGUAGACGAAGGCCCAGCCCCCACUCCUAAGCCUCCUACAAAUGGCUUCCACAGCAUACUGUGCCAAAUUUAGGGCUGCAGUGUGGAUCAAGAGAUUAUUUGUUUCCUCCAGAGGGAAAAGGAAACCCUCUCUUCCACUGCAGCUUAAUUAAGGGCUGACAAAAGUUUGUGCCAAAACAGUGCUGGAGAAAAGUACAAAAAAACACAAAAAAACAAACAAACAAAAAGAAGAAGGGUGGGUGGGUUUGAAAAUCUAAAUGGACCUACUGCCCCCUAGUGGUUGUCAGAAGUAUUUCGAAUCCACUAGUUUUGCCAUAUUUCCUUCCUUUUUAUCCUUGACUUUGGCCCAACUCUUAAGACCGAGCCAUAGCUUUUCCUGAUAUGAAGCUGCCUCUGGAGAAGAGGGAAUCCUUGCUGUAUUAUAAAAUUGUCCCUUGUCCAUAUUGAAGUGACAUUCUGCCAAUUAUUAGUCCUGUGGUUUGUCUUGUCCACCCCACAGAGCAGCCUUCCCCAGACACGAUCAACCGUAGUUCCCUAGUUGUCAGACGACAUAACGGGAGAUCUGAUUCAUCACAUCUGGAGGAAAGCUGGUUGGAGAAGGCUGCUGCAGUAGAACAGCUGACAGAUUUUUCCCAAUGUUAUUAUCUUCUUUUCUACAUCUGGAAGAACUUUAAAAGAAACAGAGAUGGUUUAUAUCUCUGUUCAGUCCUAUCUACCCCAGAAUCAGCUUCCUAGGAAGACUUUUUACAUAUAUGAUAAAUUUAUAAGUGCACAGACACAAAUAUACGCAUAGAGAUAUUUAUGAAGAGACUAUUGAAAUUAUUGUGAUGUUUCAUAGGACUUGGUUAAUUAAACUUUUGGUCAGUAGUGAAACACAGGAUCUUCCUUACCCUCAUAUUUCCUUCACUGGUGGAUGCUUUCCCUGAAUCUGGAAAUCCUCACUGCCAACAUCGCAUCUCCUUGUUAUACCACUGCAGCACCCAGAGAUCCCAUAAGGGCCAGUGCAGUGUUUUUUCAACCUUGGCAACUUUAAGAUAUAUAGACUUCAACUCCCAGAAUUCCCCAGCCAAACCUACUGUUUGGGGAAUUCUGGGAAUUGAAGUCCGUGCAACUUAAAAGUUGCCAAGAUUGAAAAACACUGCUCUAAUGUAUAAUUUAUAUAUCACUACCCCCAUCUUCCACUUAGUGACAUCCUCACCCAAAGUUUAUUUUGGCUACGUCCUUGACUACAAAGCAAGAGCUGAAAGUUGCUGGUUUAUACCAAGAUUAUUAAAGCCUAUGCGGGUUGACUGGCAGUCGGGUGCCAGAUAGGUACUGUUUUAUUUUUAUUUUAUUUUUUUAUAGUGACCCUAAAACACGGACUCAGGGAAGGUUUCGGUAAAUAGAUAUUAAUAAAAUGGAGAACUGUAAUCUAAUAUAUAUGGAAAUGGAUUGGAAGAUAAUCUGGUAACAUUCCAAAAUUAAAUGUAAAUUAAAAGAUGGAUCACCAGAAUCUUACUUCUCCUUCCAUGAAUGAGAAGUACUAUAGACCAAAUGAUCCACAUUCUGCAAUAUGUGAAACAAAUAUUCAAAUCAGUUGAAACUACAUAGACAGCCCACGAAGGCUGUUGCAAUCUUGCUUAGUUAGUAAGUAUAAUUAGAAGCAGUAGAUUUCUGACUAAGCAACUUUACUGUCUGGUUGUUCAGUGAAUUAGUAUCAUUCUGGCCACCGAAUUUUGCUUUGGAAUUCACAGGUUACAGAAUUAAUAGAAAAGUCCUAUUUGUCUUUACUAUAUUAGACCUACAUCUAAUGGGGUUUAUAUUUCCUAGUAAACAAGUUUAUGAUUGCCACUCCGGGGGUCACUCAUGCAGAAUUCCAGGACAGAAGAGAAGGUGAUUUAACUCAGCUACUCAUCAUGACACCAUUGGAGGACCUGAAGAAGAGAUAAAUUAGAACAAUUAAUCAAUAGAACAACUUGCCUCCAGAAGUUGUGGGUGCUCCAACACUGAAGGUUUCUAAGAAGAGAUUGGACAACUAUUUGUCUGAAAUCGUAUAGGGCUUCUUGCUUGUGCAGAGAUUUGGACUAGAAGAUCUCCAAGUCCAUUCCAACUCUGUUAUUCUGUGAUGCUGUUAAAUUAUCAUGGAGAAAAGCUAUCUGUGUGGUUGCUUGGAAUAAAAAAUGACUUGAUGGCAUAUUAUCAAUCAAUCACUUGUCAUGAAGAGUAACUAAAACCUUUGAGCAAUUUAUUGUUUGGGUAAUAGAAAUACAGUUUGCCAAGAUGUUCAUUAGGGACAUGCUUUGUUCUUUCAGUAGCUAAUAUUAUGGGAAUCUGAAAAACAGUUAGUAACUGUUUACUGUUUCUUCUAGGCUUUGGAGAACUAGUAUUUUUUUUUCUUAUAUGUUUUAAUGAAAAUGUAUUAUUCUUUGUUCGGAGGCAGGUCUUAGAAAAUGUAGAGAAAGGUGAGAUUUUUUUUCAUUCUUUUUGUGAAAAUGAUAUCAUUUUUUUUAAAAAAACUCUUGGGAAUGAAGGACAUUUAAAAUGUGGAAAGAGAAAGGAGACAUUGUUCAGUGGAAAAGUAUCAUCUGUUCCAAGUUUUUCUGUAUAAAGUGGGUUUCAUAUUUUUAAAAAAAGUGUUCAAAAUACAAGAACAAAACACUGGCAAAAAUCCAGUGAGUGUGCUACACAGAGAAACUCAUGACUGAAGGGAAAAACAAUAGAAAACAUUAAGAACUAAACACUUGUCUGUCUAUCAUAAUAGCAACAAACAAAUGCAUGGAUUUUUACUGGAAUCUACCUUUCAAAUAAAGUCCUAUGAAAACA
Pantherophis guttatus is the source of this 6500-nucleotide messenger RNA. RefSeq names its product calcium voltage-gated channel auxiliary subunit gamma 8 (gene CACNG8). Gene Ontology annotation, molecular function: channel regulator activity; voltage-gated calcium channel activity. The record is from RefSeq and is a predicted model, not a curated record. NCBI's taxonomy places the organism in Eukaryota, Metazoa, Chordata, Lepidosauria, Squamata, Colubridae. Gene Ontology annotation, cellular component: postsynaptic density membrane; AMPA glutamate receptor complex. Gene Ontology annotation, biological process: neurotransmitter receptor transport, postsynaptic endosome to lysosome; transmission of nerve impulse; calcium ion transport.